UGCAAGCGGUCUGUCGCUCAGCGCAGUUGAAAGCAGAAAUUCCUCGCUUUAUUGUGGAAAGGCUAACCAAAUAUUUCUGUAAAUGAGAACGAAAUACAAAGAACUAAAAUAAUAUAUUUUGAAAAGAAAAAUUUAAAUAAACAUCAAAAUGGGCAUUGCAAUACUCUAUGCGCUUGUCGUCGUUGUUGUGGGCGCCUUAUAUUGGAAACUACGGCACCAUUACAACUAUUGGGCACGCCGCGGCGUACCACACGAGACACCACAAUACUUUCUCGGUAAUAUGAGUGGCCUCGGCAGCAAGUAUCACUGGAAAGACAUCAAUAUACGCUUCUAUAACCGCUUCAGAGGUCAAACGCCAAUAUUCGGCGCCUACACUUUCCUCAAGCGUGUCGCCUACAUCGUAGAUUUCGAUCUAAUCAAGCAAAUUUUAGUGAAAGAUUUCAAUUAUUUCACCGAUCGUGGCCUCUUUCACAAUGUGCGCGAUGAUCCGCUCACCGGCAACUUACUGCUCUUGGACGGCGAGCCGUGGCGUGUGUUGCGCCAUAAGUUAUCGCCCGCUUUCACCACCGGCAAGAUACGUUUCAUGUUCCCCACCAUGGUGACGGUGGGUGAGCGCGUUGUUGGCGCAUGUCAGCGCAUUAUGAAUAUAGGCGGCACCGUGGAGAUGAAGGAGCUCUGUGCGCGCUACACCACCGAUGUUAUUGGCGAGGUUGCGUUCGGCAUUGAGUGCAAUAGCUUGAAAGAUCCGCAAGCGAUAUUCCGGCGCAUGGGCAGGAAUAUUGUCGAAAAGCCACGUCACUCGCUACUCGUGCAGGCCUUCAUGUUCACAGAUCCACAGCGCGCACGACAGUUGCGUUUGAAGAACUUUACCGAUGACGUCACCGAAUUCUUCAUGGGUGUAGUGCGUGAAACCGUGGCAUACAGAGAAAAGAAUGGCGUGAAACGUAACGAUUUCAUGGAUAUGAUGUUGGAAAUGAAGGCGCAACGCGAUCGCCUCAAAGACGGUGACAUCAAAGAGGAUGAUUUGACGAAUGGUUUGAAUAUCGAGCAGGUUGCAGCGCAAGCGCUGGUCUUCUACUUGGCUGGCUUUGAAACCUCAUCCACCGUCAUGUCUUUCUGUUUGUAUGAGUUGGCCUUGAAUCCAGAAGUGCAAGAGAAAUUGCGUGAAGAAAUAUUUAGUGUGCUGCAGAAAUCAGAGGAUCAAGUAACAUACGACUCUAUCAAAGAAAUGACUUAUUUGAAAAAAGUGAUAUCAGAAACGCUGCGAAAGCAUCCAGUCAUACCGCAUCUAACGCGCUUGACCGUCGCCGAUUACAAGGUACCGAAGACCAACUGGUUGCUGGAGCGCGGCAUGCGCAUCUUCAUACCCGUCGACGCUAUUCACCACGACCCCGAAAUCUAUCCGGAUCCUGAAAAAUUCGACCCCGAACGCUUUACACCGGAAGCCAUUGCACAGCGCCACCCUUUUGCCUAUUUGCCUUUCGGCGACGGCCCGCGCAAUUGCAUUGGCAUGCGUUUCGGCGAAUUGCAGACCGCCAUUGGCAUCAUACAACUGCUGCGUCACUUUCGCUUCAAACCUUCACCGCGCACACUCUCACCGAUGGUUUAUUUGAAGAAGAAUUUCCUCAUAGCCGCUGACGGUGGCAUACAUUUGACGGUGGAGAAUCUGGAGAAAAGACAAUCGUAUUGGGAAAGGCGUGGCGUGCCGCAUGAUCCACCCAGCCUACCGUUGGGCACACUCAAGGAGUGGCGUCGUACGAAGUCUAUGUGCGAAAUAUUCCAACCCAUCUACAAGCAAUUUAAGGGCACUGGUCCAUUCUGCGGUGUCUACUUUCUCCUAAAACCAGCCGUUUUCGUGCUGGACCUGGAAUUAACUAAAAAGAUACUUAUUAAAGACUUUCAGAAUUUUCAAGAUCGUGGCGUUUUUCACAAUGAAACUGCAGAUCCGCUCACUGGCAAUCUCUUUCAGUUGGAUGGACCACAGUGGCAAGUGUUGCGUAAAAAGCUGUCGCCCACAUUCACCUCGGGCAAAAUGAAAUUAAUGUUUCCCACUGUCAUGAAAGUGGCUCACGAGUUAAUUGAAGUUAUGCGUAAGAAAACUAAAAACGCACCCGACAAUGUUUUGGAGAUCACCGAUCUACAAUCGCGCUAUACUGCCGAUGUAAUUGGCUCAUGCGCUUUUGGUCUCGAGUGUAACAGCUUGCACAAUCCCGAUGCUGAGUUCGUGACCAUGGGUCGCAAGGCGCUGAUCGAACGCAGACAUGGCAAACUUGUCGACACAUUCAUUGAGAGUUAUCCAAGCUUGGCGCGUAAAUUGAAUUUGUGCUCGCUUACAAAAGAAGUGGAAGACUUCUAUGUCGGCAUAGUUCGUAAUACACUCGAAUAUAGAGAGAAGAAUGAGGUAAAACGUAAUGAUUUCAUGAAUAUUUUGUUGGAAUUAAAAAACAAAGAAGGCGCAACUGAUGGACUGUCAGUGGAGGAGAUAGCAGCGCAGGCUUUUGUAUUCCUCAUAGCAGGCUUCGAAACCUCUUCAACCACCAUGGGCUUCGCAUUGUAUGAAUUGGCUAAAAAUCAGGAAAUACAAGAUAGGUUGCGACUGGAGAUCAAUGCGACAUUGAAAGAGCACAGCAACGAAUUCACCUAUGAGAACAUACAUAAGAUGAAAUAUUUAGAACAAGUUUUAUCGGAAACUUUACGAAAGUACCCCAUACUGCCAUUUUUGGAACGUUAUGCAAAGGCAGAGUAUGACACCGGCGAUCCACGCUAUCUCAUCGAGAAGAACUCGCGUAUAUUCAUAUUCAGCUAUGGCAUACAUUACGAUCCCGAAUACUAUCCCGAACCAGAGAAAUUCGAUCCGGAACGUUUCACUGAUGAGGAAAUUCAGAAACGACCCGCCUGUACAUGGUUACCAUUCGGCGAUGGACCACGCAAUUGCAUCGGCUUGCGUUUCGGCAAAAUGCAGGCGCUGAUCGGUCUCGCUUUGCUGAUCAAGCAUUUCAGAUUCUCCUUCGCACCACAGACACAAGCUGAAUUGACUUACAAAAAAGAGACGAUACUGCUAUCAGCGGAACAUGGCAUACACUUGCGGAGUUACUGGCGUCGGCGGGGCAUACCGCACAGCAAGCCCAUGCUUUUGAUGUCCAUGGGAACGAAGCAUGUAGUGCAGAUUUUACGCGAGUCAUAUCAGCAGUUCAAAGGCACGGGGCCCUUUUGUGGAUUCUUUUUGCUAGCCACCAAUACAGCGCUUAUAGUGGACUUGGAGUUGGUUAAGAAGAUUCUAGUCAAAGAUUUCAAUUACUUCUCGGAUCGUGGUCUGUACACUAAUGCGCACAAUGAUCCACUUUCGGGUAAUAUGUUCUUCGCCGAAGUGGAGGGUUGGAAGCGUUUACGUGCAAAACUGACGCCGACCUUCACCUCCGGCAAAAUGAAGAACAUGUUUCAUAUGGUUACGGCGGUUGGCGAGCGUUUUGCGGCAACAGUUCACACCCGAAUCGGUGGUGGCGAUGCUGAGGGUCACGGCAAAGUGCUGCUUGUAUCAGACCUUAGUGGACGCUAUACCACCGAUACGAUCGGCACUUGCGCCUUCGGGCUCGAGUGCAAUAGCCUAGAUGCGGAGACACCAGAUUUCGUAUUGGUCACGAAUAGCUUCAUCAAUCGCCGGCGUCAUAACAAACUUGUCGAGGGCUUAAUCUUCAGUUUCCCGCGUAUUGCACGCUUUCUGGGUAUGCGCAUUGUGUCACAGCAUGUGCACGAUUUUUACAUAAAGCUCGUGGAAGACACGCUCGAUUACCGGAAAGACACAAAAUUGCGACGUAAUGAUUUUCUUGACCUACUCAUCGAUAUGAUGGAACGUGAGGACGCUGAUGGCAAACGUAUCGAGGGUCUGAGCGUGAACGAAAUAGCCGCACAGACUUUUUUGAUGUUUCUGGCGGGAUUUGAGACCUCAGCAACAACAAUGAGCUUUGCACUUUAUUUACUGGCGCAGCACCCCGACAUUCAGGAACGACUGAGGCGAGAUAUUAACGAGGUGCUCGCUGCCAACAAUGACCAGCUCACAUAUGAGUGUAUCAAGCAGAUGAGCUACCUGCAACAAGUAAUAUGUGAGACGCUUCGUAUGUAUCCGAUUGUGCCGAAUCUGAUGCGCAAGGCACAGUCAUAUUACGAUACUGGCGACCCAAAGUAUUACAUUGAGAAAGGCACCUUGGUCAUUAUACCCACUAUAGCCAUACAUUAUGACCCACAGUAUUACCCGGAUCCCGAGCGCUUCGAACCCGCGCGCUUCACACCCGAAGAAAUUCAACGCCGACCCGCUUGUACUUGGCUGCCUUUCGGCGAGGGUCCACGCAACUGUAUCGGCAUGCGCUUCGGCAGAAUGCAGACCAGCAUCGGCCUAAUUUAUUUGUUACGCCCGUGUUUAGUUCUAACGCGACCCUUUGUACGUUCACACCGCGCCGUAAUACUUUGUGCGCCCGCCGGCACGCUUCGCUCUGCUCAAAUAUACUGCACCUCAAUGUUGGGCUAUAGUUUCGUAAUAGCGCUCUACGCGCUCUUAGGGCUAUUCACAAUGUUUGUUGGUAUGAUACGUUCGCGUAUGCUCUAUUGGCAACGUCGCGGUGUAGCACACGACCAGCCGGCUUUUAUAUUGGGCAAUCUGCGAAGUCUUGCCAUCACGCGCCAACUCGGCGUGGUAUUACGUGAAACUUACGAUAAAUAUAAGCAUGGUGAUGGUCCGUUUUGUGGCUUCUAUUUGCUGCUCAAUCCAGUAGCGCUAGUGACAGAUUUAGAUUUGGCACGCAAUAUACUCGUACGAGACUUUCAAAAGUUUGACGGUCGUGGUUUGUACCACAAUAAACGGGAUGAUGCAUUUUCGGAGAACCUGUGGAGUUUAGAAGGUGACACAUGGCGCACAUUGCGCAGAAAACUGACGCCGAUUUUCACAACAGGUAAAACACAAUCCCUCAUACCGCUCGUCACCAAAGUAGGGGAGCAAUUAAAGCAAACAUUAGCGAAGCAACAAAGCACCGAUGCUGAAGUGGAGGUGCAAGACCUGCUUGAACGUUACACCACAGAUGUUAUUGCCAACAGCGUACUCGGUUUGGAAUGCAAUAGCCUUGAAAGCCCGGAUACCGAAUUUCGCACGGUAACACAAAGUUUCGCCUCAAAGCAACGCAACAGCUGGGCAGUUGCCUUGAUGCAGUGUUUGCCAAAGCUGGCACAACGCUGUCACUUGACCCGGACACUAAGAGAAGUACGAGAUUUCUAUUACCGCUUAGUCGGCGAUGCCAUCUUACAACGGGAGGAGAAUAACAUUAAAGGCAAUGAUCCAAUGAGCGCACUGCUGGACUUAAAAAACACUCAAGAAGCUGGACAAAAGUUAACUACCGACGAAAUCAUUGCAAACUCCGCUUUGUUCUUCAGCGCUGGCUAUGAAACUUCAUCAGCAACUUUGACUUUUGCGCUCUAUGAAUUGGCACUUAAUCAAAAGUCGCAAACCAAAUUGCGAAAAGAAAUUACGGAGACGCUGGAAAAGCAUGGCGAUAAACUUACCUUAGAAUCACUGAGUGAGAUGAGCUAUCUAGAUAUGGUUAUUGCAGAAACUUUGCGCAAACAUCCCAUAAAUCCCUAUAUCGAACGCGUUGCGAAUGAGGACUACGAAACCGCAGUGGCAGGUUAUGUCAUAUACGGUGGCACUAAAGUGCUCAUACCUGUUGAAGCCAUACACAAUGAUCCGGAGUUCUACCCUGAACCCGAGAAAUUCAAACCAGAACGUUUCGAAACUGAAAAAAUGGGUCGUCGCCAUCCGAUGGCUUGGUUGCCCUUUGGCGAAGGGCCACGCAACUGCAUUGGCAUGCGUUUGGGUCAGUUACUAAUCCGAAUUGGGCUCAUAUCACUACUGAGUCAGUUUAAAUUUUCAUCUUGCCCGCGCACUCCUAUUCCGUUGGUAUACGCUGACACCAGUCUACUCUUAAAGCCGCAAAAUGGAUUGUAUUUACAUGCAGCGAGACUCAGUUAGUUGAAAGAUGGCGUGUUCUGGCGAAAGCACAGCUUUUACCGACGACUUGUGGAAAAGGACUUUGUAGAAAAUGUUCUCGAAUGUUCAGUUAAAAAGUCAAAUGUUCCGGUUAUGUACGUAGCAAGAAGUCUCUUAUUAUAUUAAUUACAAAGAAUUCGUGUAAGAAAUAGUAUUUUCAUGACGCUUGUUUAUUUAAAAAUUAAAUUCAAAUUAAAUACUA
Messenger RNA from Bactrocera dorsalis (oriental fruit fly), 6233 nucleotides. RefSeq lists its product as uncharacterized. NCBI's taxonomy places the organism in Eukaryota, Metazoa, Arthropoda, Insecta, Diptera, Tephritidae. The transcript is spliced from 8 exons. The record is from RefSeq and is a predicted model, not a curated record. Bases 149 to 6013 code for a protein of 1954 amino acids. Gene Ontology annotation, molecular function: monooxygenase activity; iron ion binding; heme binding.